AUGGCCAUUCUUUUUGGGAAAAAAAAGAGCCAUUUAGAGCUACCAAUCAGUAAAAAUAAACCGAAAUUGAGUCCGAAGCGCAAAGGCGAUGGCAUAUUAAAUCGGGUCAAAACGAAGCAGCUGUUGAGAAGCAAUAGUUCAGUGGUGACUAUUGUAUUUUUUGUAGUGGGGCUAUUUGCCAUAUGGCGUCUUUUUCAAAAACCUGAGAUAAGUUAUGGCUCGCCAAUGGUAUUACAGGAAUCAGAGUACUACGACUACGACUUUCUGCCAACUGAUAAAGAAAUACUGGAAAAAUACGAUAAUGGUUCCGAACACUUUUUGAUAUCCAACGGUGGCGCAGACGUUCUAACACCGGCCGACAAAGACAUUUACGAUAAAGAGAUAAAUAUGCUUUAUGGGUCGACAGUCCAGAAGUAUAAUCUCGAAGCGUUCCGGGGCUCUUCUAAUGGUGUCAAGAAUAAAGAACACGUUUUGUUACUAGUUCCGCUGCGUAAUGCAGAAAGAGUUCUACCUCUUAUGUUCAAAAAUCUCAUGAAUUUGACAUAUCCUCACGAACUGAUAGAUUUGGCCUUCCUUGUGAGUGAUUGCUCGGAAGACGAUAACACAUUGACUGCCUUAUUAGAUUACUCUCAGAAAUUACAAAGCGGGAUAUUAUCUGACGUGUUGGCCGAAGAAGAAGCUGCAGCUGAAUCGAAAAUGAAGGGCACCCAGGAUUUGUUUUUGAAGUACAUGCGUCCAUCUUACUUGGAAAUGGUCAAGCAAGCUUACAGUCCGCCUUUCCAUAGUAAUUAUGACAAACCUUUUCGUUCAGUCCAAAUCUUCCAAAAAGAUUUCGGUCAAGUCAUAGGCCAAGGCUUUUCCGAUAGACAUGCUGUGAAAGUUCAAGGAAUAAGAAGAAAGCUCAUGGGCCGCGCUCGUAACUGGUUGACAGCCAAUGCUUUGAAGCCGUACCACUCAUGGGUCUACUGGAGAGAUGCAGACGUGGAGCUUUGCCCAGGUACCGUUAUUCAAGAUUUGAUGUCCAUCAAUUAUGAUGUAGCAGUUCCUAAUGUAUGGCGUCCUUUGCCUGAAUUCUUGGAUGGGGAACAGGCUUACGACUUGAAUUCUUGGCCCGAGUCCCCUGACGCUUUACGUUUAGCCGAAACCCUGGACGAAGAUGAUGUAAUUGUCGAAGGAUACGCAGAGUACGCUACGUACAGGGUACACUUGGGUUAUAUGAGAGAUCCAGAUGGAAAUCCCAAAAAUAUUUUGGAGCUUGAUGGUGUGGGUGGUGUCUCAAUUCUGGCAAAAGCACAACUAUUCAGAAACGGUGUUCAUUUUCCAGCAUUCACCUUCGAAAAUCAUGCAGAAACCGAGGCGUUUGGGAAAAUGGCGAAAAAGAUGGGGUAUAGAGUAGCCGGAUUACCAAACUAUACCCUGUGGCAUAUCUAUGAACCAAGUGAUGAUGAUUUGAAGCUCAUCACCGAGAAGGAGAGAGGAAGCAAAAGGUCUGCAGACAACGCAUCUUGA
Messenger RNA from Lachancea sp. 'fantastica', 1509 nucleotides. The record is from the annotation of a GenBank genome assembly. NCBI's taxonomy places the organism in Eukaryota, Fungi, Ascomycota, Saccharomycetes, Saccharomycetales, Saccharomycetaceae.